AUGCCCCUGCUGACCAUCACUGGCUAUCCGUCAGCAGGCAAGUCUCUCUGGGCAUGCAGACUAAAAGCUGCGCUGGAAGAGCGCAUCCAAGCUGCAGAAGAUGCUCAAAUCAAGCGUUACACGGUCGUCCUCAUCUCGGACGACUCGCUCGGCGUGCACAAGUCUGCCUAUGCGGAAGCACGCCGUGAAAAGGAAGCACGCGGACUGCUCUUUAGUGCUAUCGAGCGUGAGUUGAGCAAGACGUGCAUUGUCAUCAAUGACAGCCUCAACUACAUCAAGGGCUUCCGAUAUCAACUGAGCUGCAGUGCAAAAGCAGUCGGUACACCGCACUGCCUUGUCCAAAUUGGAUGCCCGCCGGAUGCGUGUCGACGCUACAAUGAAGCUCGUCAGCAAGAGCAAGGCACAGGCUACACUGCACAAGUCAUGGAUGAGCUCAUCUUUCGCUAUGAAGAGCCCAAUCCAAUGACACGAUGGGACUCGCCAUGCUUCACAAUGCUCACAGACGAUGCUGCAGCACCGAUAGAGGAUAUAUGGAAAGCCCUUGUCUUAGCCAAAACAGCGCGGCCAAAUGCUUCGACUGUGAUGAAGCAGGCAAGUGAAGGUGAUUACUUGUAUGAAUUGGAUCGCGCCACGCAAGCAGUCAUUGCAGCUAUUGUCGACGCUCAACGCAUGGGUGCUGGUGGCCAAGUGCAAGUUGCUGGGUUGCCCUUGGGCUUGCCCACGCAACAGGUGACGUUGGCUCAACUUCAACGGCUGAAGCGUCAAUUCUCGACGUUGCAGGGUAGGCUCGGCACGAGUGAGACGGCGCAACUGCAAGAACGUUUUGUUGAAUUUCUGAAC
Molecule: messenger RNA, 840 nt
Organism: Protomyces lactucae-debilis
Lineage: Eukaryota; Fungi; Ascomycota; Taphrinomycetes; Taphrinales; Protomycetaceae
Product: chromatin associated protein KTI12
Exons: 1
Source: RefSeq, a predicted model, not a curated record